Cinclus cinclus is the source of this 2710-nucleotide messenger RNA. It is a transcript of the gene C28H19orf44, whose product is annotated as chromosome 28 C19orf44 homolog. Lineage: Eukaryota; Metazoa; Chordata; Aves; Passeriformes; Cinclidae. The coding region runs from base 91 to 1932 and encodes 613 amino acids. The record is from RefSeq and is a predicted model, not a curated record. The transcript has 7 exons.
CUCUGGGCGGGCGGACCUGGCGGCGUCUUCUCCGACCCUGUCCUGCCCCAUCCGUCCUGCCCCGUUCAGCUCUGUCUCGUCCCGUCCCGGAUGGCCGCGGUCUCUCGGGCACCCGCGGGCCGAGGUCAGGGCCACAGCCAUGUACCCCGCAGGACCGGCCCCCGUGGUGACCUCACGGUGAUGGACACAGAGCCGGAAAACGUUGGAAGAACUCCAUCCCAUCGCGGCAGGUUCCUGAAGGUGUGUGAUGGAAACGCUCGUGGGAGCCUGCGGGGCCGGAUGCCGGGAAGCACCGUGUGGGCAGGGAGCAGCCAUGGAGCCCAGAGCACUUUGGGCAGGGCCUCCCACACGCGGUUGAGCUCAGUCCUGAAUAAAGUGGCACAACUAGAAAGCAAAAUCAUGUGUCAAAAAAAGCACCUGGAAUUGCAGAACACUGACUCUGGCCUGAGGCCUUUGGCUGAGGAGUGCACCACAUCUGCCUCUGGGCAUGAAGGUGGUGCCAGGGGCAAGAAGUACUGGAAGAAUUAUGGUACCACCAGUGGGAAUGGGACCCGCGGGGAUGCCUGUUAUGAGGAAGAAAGCAUCCAAAGCCCUAGAAGGAAUGCUACCAUUAAACAACAGCUUGAUCUGGAUAGCGAUGAAGAGGAAAUGAGAGAAUUGAUGGAGAGCUCUCUGGAGUUUUCAAGUGGAAAAGGGAAUCAGAAGGUUCUGAGCAAAAUUCCAGUUCCAUCAGGAAGGGCUCCUCCACCUCAUAAGGAAGCUUCACCAGCAGAGUUAUGUAAAGCAUCUUCUUUUCACAACAAAGACUCAGAGAAAAGUGUGUUUGGUAGAGUUAAUUCACCAGCAUCUUCACCUGCCAGCAGAAAUCUGUCAGGACAUACCAUGAGAUCUCAAUUGCUAUCAUCUUCCAUGAAAGACAACACUGUAGAGAUUGGUCUGCCUAAAGCAGGCUACACCAAGCAAAUCCAAGAAUCCCUUGAGAGUGACAGAAGUGAAAUAAAGUCAUUAGAUGAAUUAUUUUCUGAAGGGACUGAUGCAGAAAAUUCAACCAGCAGCAGCUUGAAAUGCUUCAGACUGAACGUCAUGAGCCUUGAUGAUUUGGCACCAGAUACUACCAGUAAGGCAGCAGAAUUAAAGCAUAAAGGAAAAGACAUCCAGUUUACUCAAGAAUCAAACAAAUAUGUGAAAAAAGAUACAUUACUGGUGGAAGAGGACCAGACUGCAGUAACUAGUGUGAGUAAUUCUUCUGAAGAGGAUGUUGAAAAAUGUGUCUCUGAAGCUGAAAUCUCUGAAUAUUUAAGUGGAGUUUCCUCAGAUUUCCCGCCACACAAACAGGAUUAUCUUGAUCAGAAUGAGAGAACUGUUAAUUCAGAAUAUUCUGAAGACUUUGAAAGCUCUCAGUCUACAGCAGACAGGGAAUGUGUAGAGAGACAUGCUGAGAGCUGCUCUGGAGGACACCUGUGUUCAGGCUCAUCCCUGUUGGUCACCCGAGAGGAGCACAGCCCAGGGCACCAAGUGACCGUCACAGAAACCGCGGUUCAGACAGCAGAGCCUCCGUUCACCUACUGCUGGGCAAAGGCAAACCCCUCUGCAGUGCUCGCCCCACCUGUUGGAACUAGCUACUCUGAUCCAGUGCCGAUUGCCAGUCACGUCAUCAGCAUGGAUGCAGUGGAAGCCCUGACUGCGUACAGCCCCUCGGUUCUCGUUUUACAUGCCAUGUGCAAGCAGCACGUGAUGCUGACCCAGCAGUUCGUCCAGAAUGUUCACCGCCUUCACACAUCCCUCGUGGAGUCAUUAGAGCAUGAGAAGUUCCACUACCAUACCCUGGAAGAGGCUAAAGAGGUAUUUAUGACAAACCAGAGAUUCAGAGUAUAUUCCUUUCCAAAUGCUUGCAGUAUUUGCAGCAAACCCAGUUUCUUUGCCUAUGAUUAAUUAAUGAGUUUAAAAGGAAAAAAAAAAGACUGAAGUCCUGCUGGAGGCCAUAGUUUUUAAAGAUUAAGGUUUCUGCUGUAGCAUUUAGCUGUCCUCAAAUGAGCAGGGAUCAUUCAGAUGCUUCAACAGAAGGGUCACUUUCUGUUGCUAGUACAGAAAUGUGCAGGUAUCAUGACAUGAAGAUUAGUUGUGUUCUACUAUUUAAUAAAUAAUGAUCUAUAUAUACAGACACUAGUUUUUGGGUUUUUUUGUUUGUUUGUUUUGUUUUUUUCAGUACAUCAAGAAUCACAAAUCCCCACCUCUAACAAUUGAGCAAGCACUUGAAGAAAUUCGGAAAGCCCAGGAGAAAUAACUGCUUGGACAGUUACUGAGCUUUAAGUGACACUUAUAUUUACAGCUCUAAGGCUGAAACAAGAAACUUUUCCAAGUUGCACAGAUAAGGUUUUCAACCAUUUUGGAAGGAUUCGUACAAACUGCAAUGUUAUUAUAAAUUAGUUAGUAUAAGUUGCUAAUUAUAUAUAAUUUACUUUUCUAUACCUGAAUGUUUUACUCAUGUACACAGUACAGGGAUACACAGGAACCUUCAGCCAGACUAUGUCAGUGAAAGAGAUGUCAAGGUAACAUUUCUGUGUAAAGUAGUCAUGGUGUACAUAUUUGUGCAGUGAAUUGUGACAUCUGUGAUCCCAUCUAUGAUGGUGGUAGAAGUGAAAGUCUGUACUACAGCCCCUGAGAAAUAUGACCACAGCAGGAAAUUACCAUAUCCUGGCUUCAGUGCUAU